Molecule: messenger RNA, 668 nt
Organism: Triticum aestivum (bread wheat)
Lineage: Eukaryota; Viridiplantae; Streptophyta; Magnoliopsida; Poales; Poaceae
Product: protein GLUTAMINE DUMPER 6-like
Exons: 1
Coding region: 127-495 (122 amino acids)
Biological process (GO): regulation of amino acid export
Source: RefSeq, a predicted model, not a curated record
GCCACACAGAAGAAGCGAGAAACCACUCUGCACGCACGCCCACACACAGAGAGAGCAAGAAACAAAGAAAGAGGAAGAGAAAGAAAGAGGGAGAGGGAUCGACAUCCGUGUGAUUCACCGUUCAUCAUGAGGCCGAUCGGAGAAGGCGAGGCGCUGGUGGGGGUCGCCGGGGCUCCGGCGGCGCUCGGCCACGGCGCGCACCCGGCGUUCUGGAUGACGCCAACGCCGUACAUCUUCAUCGGCUUCACGCUCAUGAUGGGGAUCAUCGCCGUGGCGCUGCUCGUGCUCGUCUGCACGCGCCGCGAGCCGUCCGGGUCGUCGCGCCGGGGGAGCGCCGCCGAGGAGGCGUCGGCGCGCGGGAUGGCGCCGCUCGACAGGGAGCCCAAGGUCGUCGUCAGCAUGCCCGGCGACGACUUGCCGUCCUUCCUCGCCAGCGCCAGGCCGUUCGCGUUCCCUGACGUCGUCGAGCCGCCACGCCAGGCGGACGCGGCCUAAGCGCGCGCGCCGCGCGCACCCGUGCGCCCUGCGGGACGCGGGACCAGUUUUGUUCAUCAAUCAGAUUUCUAGGAUUUACCCUAAGUAAUUUUGUCAGUACUAGUAGUAGUAUCUUGUCGAGGAAAUAGCCGGCGGGCACGACGUGAGCUGAGAUCUGUGAAAGAGAAUGGAGU